Messenger RNA from Danio aesculapii, 3323 nucleotides. RefSeq names its product mitochondrial elongation factor 1 (gene mief1). Bases 94 to 1500 code for a protein of 468 amino acids. Gene Ontology annotation, biological process: positive regulation of mitochondrial fission; mitochondrion organization. NCBI's taxonomy places the organism in Eukaryota, Metazoa, Chordata, Actinopteri, Cypriniformes, Danionidae. The transcript is spliced from 5 exons. The record is from RefSeq and is a predicted model, not a curated record. Gene Ontology annotation, cellular component: mitochondrial outer membrane.
AAAAAGAGGCCAGUUCUUCCUCAACAGCGGCCUGGGAGGGUUGGUGUAGAACAACUGGGCCAUCUGCAUCAAGACAUUGGAGGGAAAAGAUCGAUGGCAGGAGUGAACGGGGAUCGCAAGGGGAAGAAAGAUGAUAAUGGGCUGGGCACAGCAAUCGACUUUGUGCUCUCUAAUGCAAAGCUGGUGCUGGGAGUGGGGGGAGCUGCCAUGCUGGGCAUCGCCACGCUUGCCGUCAAAAGAAUGUACGAUCGAGCUCUCAGUGCCCCAUCCAGUCCCACAAAAGCAGACCCAUCAGGACGAAGAAGCUGGGAGGAGCCGAGCUGGUUGGGGUCAUCUCCACGCACACUAAACCAUGACAUGAAACAAAACGUCAGUCGCUCAUUACAGACACUUCCCACCUCCUCCAGCUCCUUCAAGCCGGAGUCUUUCCAUCGUGGUUUGGCUCGUGGUGGCCGUCCUGCGAAGGCUGAGCUCCAGAGGGCACGGCUGCGUCUCUCUCUUCAGGAACAUCUCUGGGCCUUCUUUCAUGAGCGAGUCACGAUCCCCUCAGAAGAGCAGUCUGUCGCCCGUCGUGCUGCGUUGGACAUCUGUGCAGAGCUCAGAGUGUUUCUCCAUGCCAAACUACCUGAUAUGCCCCUACGAGAAAUGUACCUGAGCGGAAGUCUGUACGAUGACCUUCAGGUGGUGACUGCUGAUCACGCCCAGCUCAUGGUUCCCCUGAUCCUGGAGAAGAAUCUCUGGUCGUCCAUUCCUGGCGAGGACACCAUCAUGAACAUUCCUGGCUUCUCAUUGGUUCGCCGUGAAAACCUGGAGUACUUCCCACGAGGUAGCAGCUACUGGGACCGUUGCAUGGUGGGUGGCUACCUUUCCCCAAAGAGCGUUCUAGAAGUCUUUGAGAAGCUCGUCGCGGGUUCCAUCAAUUGGCCCGCCAUCGGUAGUGUUUUAGAUUACGUCAUUCGUCCCGUGGUUCCAUCUGAAACGCUCACUCUAGAAGUGCAGUACGAAACAGAUCGCCGGCUGUAUGUGGACUUCCUCCCAUUGCUUGUCAUGGAGGAUGGCGUAUCGUUGAUCGCCAAACCGCAUCGAUUGGCUGCCGAAAGACAUGAAAAUCUGUGGCGGCAGAGCUUUCGUGUGGCAGAAACGGCAAAGUUGCGCGCACUCGAUCAGGAAGACGCCGGGUGCCGGUCUGUGUGUCUUAAAAUCCUUAAAGCCGUGUGUAAACUGAAUCCAGCGCUGGCCAGAUUAAACGCAAGCCAGCUCACAAAUGCAAUCCUUCUCCUGAGCGAACAGGAGGGUGAUUGGACUCAGGAGGCGCUCGCCGAUCGUUUCACACAGCUUCUUCGUGCACUAGUGGGACAUCUAGAGGCUGGGAGGAUGCCUUGCACCCUAAAUCUCAAAGUCAAUCUGUUGUGCGAGUUAACGCCGCAGGAAAUAGACGAACUGGGAUACACACUCUACUGCGCGCUGUCUGAUCCUGAGAGCCUUUUGAGAACUGUUUAACCAAUGCAUGCACACACACACACACACUACCACUGUUUCCAUGCAAGCUGAUACACAAUCCAAAAUGAUUGAUAUGCGUCACGUCAUUUUCACACUUUUAUAUCAUCGUCAGUUAUCUUCAGGUAAAUCUGUCGUAUUUUUACGGCAUGGCAAAUCUCAUUUAGGAGUUUUAGGCUUUCCUGAUUCACACUUCAGUGUCAUGAAGAUUAUAUAUUUAUCUAGUGGAGGAUCGGAUUAUAAUUCUAGUGAUCCCUAUGUGAUAUUUUUUAUAAAUUCAUGCAUAGUCUUCUCUUGUUUCAGUUUUUACCAAAAAUGCAAUGGGUUUCAGCGAAGGUCAUCUCACUUGUUACGUUUGAUUUAUGAAAUUUUGAUUUGAGGUAUUAUGGUUAUGGUUCCUGUUUUCAUUAAAAUGCUUUCAUAUUGAGUGUUUUCAGAGUAAUAUAUACAUGUUUGACACAGGAAGAAGGUUUAGGUUGUUCAGAUGGUCCCCAUUUUUAUGACAUUUCCAGUCACUUUUCAUAAACAGAAAUGACAAUGUUGCUUAACAGAUUAUUAUUUUUAUUUCUGAAGUAUGAAGUUAAGCAAUACUAUUUAAAAUGAGUACAAUUGUCCAAAUAUUAUAUAUUUUCCACUAGGUUUCUGUUCAUUAUUUAAAAUUAAACCAUGUUAAUUUGCUCCUGUGCUCUUGUCACCCCAUUCUGUGCCAUUUAAAACAUGUUCAUUACCUGUAAGCAGCUGUGUUAUGUCAGAGUAAUAUGUAAAGAUAAUUUGUUAGUAUUGUAGCAUACAUUGAUUAUAUUUGGCUACGUUCUAUAAAUUAUCUUUUAAAACUCCUAAAAAUGUUUAGUGGGAUGUGUGAUGUUAUUAAAAUGAUUGAAACGGGCGAUUAAAUACUGAUGAAAUCAGGUAUUCUUUAUCUGAUUUGUAUUGUGUUAAAGCUGCCUAAUGAACCAAGACAAACAUGCAGAAGUUUUUAAAGGGAUAGUUCACCCAAAAAAAUGAAAACUGAUACUUUCACUCAAACUCAAAAUAUUCUAAACCUUAUAGCUGCUGUGUAAAACAAAAGAAGAUAUUUUAAAGAGUGUUCGUGAAUUAACAAUUGACAAUAACCGUUGAUCUCAAGUCAAUGGCUACCAUCAACUCUUUGGUUACCAGCAUUGUUUCAAAUAUCUUUGUAAGAAGCUCAUACAUGUUUGUAACAGGUAGAGGGUGUGUACAAUGAUAUCUGAAUUAAUUUAUUGAACGAACUGUCCUUUUAAAUAUUUUCGGAGAAAUCUGGGUUUGCUGAAGCCGUGUGGAUUAUAAGGAAUGUUUGGAUGAACUGAAAGGUAUUGUGUGCAAAAAUUCAUAGAGAUCUUUUAGUAUUUUUGUACUGAUUGUACAGAUAUAACCAAAAACAGGCGUGAAACUAUUUAUGUAUAUCUUCUGAUCGUACCUUUAUGUACUUGUAGAGUCACUUGAUGGAACAAAAAUAUAAAAUAGACUACGUCUGCGCUAUGAAAUGCCAAAACUCGCAGGAGAUCAUGUGUUCAUGUACUGAAGCGUUUCAUUUUGCUUGUGUAACACUUGUGUUAUGUAGCAGAUGCACAUUUACCUAGCGAAUGAUGCGAACGAGCAGCAACGGAUCCAAAGUAGAUCUGCAGUUCAGCUUGGCCUAGUGCUGUGUGCAUGUGACGCUUGUGUUACUUGUUUCAUCAGUUCCUGUCUGGUGGUUUUUAUUUUUAUUAAACAGCACUUUGUAUUGGUUGUCCUGUAAGAGUGUUUUGUGCCUCUGGUUUCUGCAAUACAGAGCAAAGGAUGAAAAUAAAAUAGAAUGGCGUGAA